AUGGGCGGUGUCUUUUCCACAAAUUACGGUUUAAAAAACAAAUACGUAAAGGAAAGAUUAAAAAAAUUCGAUCCAAAUGAGAUCGAAAUGCUUUAUAAAAUUUAUAAAGAACUUUCAAGCAGAUCAUCAUCAAAUGGUAUAGAUAAGGAAACGUUUUUACAAUAUUUUAAUUUUCCCGGCCUCUGGGGAGAACAAUUGUUCAGAAAGUUCGAUUGUAAUUACUCGGGAGCCGUUGAACUGGAAGAAUUCUUACUUGGAAUAUCAGUUUCUUGCAGAGGAACUAGAUCUGAGAAGAUAUUUGUGUUAUUUAAGUUAUUUGACUUGAAUAAUGACAAUUUAAUACACAAGUUCGAACUAAUCACAAUGUUAUCGAACUUCCCACAAAUAUCAAAAUAUUUGUACACUUCAAUUGACAAAUCUGACUCCAUAUUUAACACGAGGAAUCGAAAUUUAAAGAUCCUUGACCGAAACGUUAAGUUAAAUUCACAUAUUUUCAAGUCAUUAUCAACUAAUGAUCAUGGAGAUACCUAUGGUACUCCAACCAAUAAAUUAUAUAACAUCAAUGGAAAUAAAUUUUCAAAAGAACAUUUUUCAAAAGAAAAUCUAUCCAAUGAAAAUAAUUUAAAGGAAAAUCUAUUUAAUGGAAAAUUUCCAAAAGAAACGAUGUCGAGUGAUAAUAUAUCUAAUGAAAUUUUUAAUGAAGGAGUAUUUAAAAAAUCUUCAUCUAAAGGUCCAGAAUCAUCAAGUAACUCAUCAAAUAAUGUUCGAAAAGUUAAGCGUAACAACAAAAGUGAAUACAAUUCGAGAUCUCUGACCGACUUUUCAUUCGAUUCCAAAUCACUGACAUCGUACAUAAAUAACUAUUACAAGGACUUCAACGAUUAUGAGAAUUUCAGCUACAUCACGCCGAACUAUAGGAAUAUUAACCGAAAACUAACAAAGAGGACAUACUCGUUAACGAAAUUGGAUAAACUGAAUAACUUCACAGAGUACCAGCCAAAUAACUAUGAUUUAUACCUGGAAAACUGUGAUUCUUCAUCAUUUGAGGUGUCGGAAGCGGAAGAUUUAGUCAAAUACGAGAAAAAUCCCAUAUUGGAUACAUGGGAUGAUGAGGAAUUCCCAGACCUUAAUAAUUACUCAACAAAUGUCGAAGACACGAUGAUGUUAGUAAAGUCAAUAAUUAAUGAGUAUGAGGAGAAUGAGGAUUUAGAAAGGUCGACUAUGGACUUGGAGAUGUUAGUAGACCACAUCUUUGAAGAAUGCGAAUUUAAUGAAACAGGGUCACUGAAUUUUCAAAAGUUUAAAGCAUGGCUUGAAAAGAAUGACUCGAUACUGACAAUUUUCUCAGAAUGUUUGCACGAAGAGGUUUGGGGACUUGAUGGGAACGCAUUUCAUCCUGAAAAAAGCUUUUCAGCAGAAGCGUUUGAUAAGAUUAAUACUAUGAGUCCAAACGAUGACACAGAUGUGGACGGAAUGCCAUCGAAAGAUUUAGACUUCGAUGAAAACACAAUCAGGACAAUAUACCAAAUUUUCCUAGUCAAAGGGAAACACCCGUUUGCAUAUACACUUGAAAAUAACCCAAACUCGUUAGUAAGUGAAGAACUGGUAGAACACAUGAAGACCAUGAAUAUGGUACCACGAUUGGAGAUUAAAAAUACGUCAAAUGACUCAGUGGGAAAUACCGACAAGUACUUUUAUGAAAUAUUUGCAUGUCCUAACUGUAAAACGCCGUUCCUGAUGUGUCCAGUUUGUUACAAGAAACACCAUGCUCUUUCAUUACAUAUUGAGUCAAACAAUGUUUACAUAACGUGUUCAGAAUGUUGUUCAUCAAAUGAAAAGGGUAUUGGAGUGUUUAACUCAUGUUGGAUCUGCUGUUGGUCGUUUAACCAGAUUUUCAACUCUCAGUCAUGCCAAAAAACCUCGAAUAGCAUUGACACUAUAUCCUCAAACAACUCAGUAGGAAGGAGUUUAAACCAAGACAGUAGUGACUUGAAAAUAAGUUCAAGUUCAUGUUUUGAAAAAAAGAGUUCAAGCUCCUGUUUUCAGAAAAAGAGCUCGAGUUCAUCCUUUGAGAAGAAAAGCUCAAGUUCCUGUUUCUUGAAGAGUAGUUCGAAGUCAGAUGUUGAUAGUGAUAACAUCAACUUUAAUAUCUCUACGAAAGCAGGUGUGAUGUUUAAAAUAGGCAAGACACUGCAUCAGUGGAAGUCAAGAUAUUAUGUACUGAUCGGUAAUAUUUUAUACUACUACAAGGAUAAGUCAAGUACCAGACCAAGAGGCUGUAUAUUCCUGGAAGGAUGUUAUCUAUAUUCAAUAAGGAAAAAAAGACUUGGGAAUAAAUAUGGAUUCUCAAUAUGUCACAAGGGAACAAAAAUAUCAAAAAGAGACUUUUACGUUGAUACAAUGAAAGAGUUUUUAGACUGGGUUGAGGUUCUGACGCAUGCAAUGAAUCAACAGACGUUGACGAACAAAUAUGAGAUAUUUGAGGCGCUAGGUCAAGGGAAGUUCAGUGUAGUGUACAGGGGAGUUUCAAGGAAGACUGGAGUGGAAUACGCGGUCAAAAUCAUAGACAAGAACAAAAUCACACACCAGGAACGAGAAUUGUUAAGGAGUGAAAUAUCAAUUCUAAAGCUCUUGAAGCACAAUAAUGUGAUUUUCCUGAAGGAGAUCAUAGACAUGAAGGACACGCUGUAUAUAAUUAUGGAGCUGGUGAGAGGAGGAGAAUUGUAUGAUUUAAUACAUUCAGAGCACAGAUUAUCAGAAUCCCAUACACACAGAAUUAUCUCACAGCUUCUGCAAACUGUUGCAUAUCUUCAUAACUGUGGAAUUGUUCACAGAGACCUCAAGCCAGAGAACUUAUUACUCACAGAUAAAACUGAACUUGCCUCAAUUAAGUUAACUGAUUUCGGUUUAUCAACGCUUUGUGGACCAAAUGAUAUACUAAUCCAACCGUGUGGAACACUAGCAUACGUGGCGCCCGAGGUCCUCACCAUGCAGGGAUAUAACCAGAAGUCAGACGUAUGGUCAAUUGGUGUAAUUAUGUAUUUACUGAUAAGAGGAAGGCUUCCAUUCCCAAUCAAGAGGUCAACCAGUGUUAAUGUGACUGAUCACUACAAACUAACAUUCGACGGCCCGAUAUGGAAAGCCACCUCAUCUUCAGCAAGAGAUCUUAUAAAGAAACUGCUUGAAAUCGAUCCAAUUAGAAGAAUUUCAGUUUUUGAAGCUUUGGAUCACAUUUGGGUGAAGAAUUUUGUAGCUGUAGAUCACGAUUCGCCCAGAAUUAGCAACUUAAGUAACCAAGUAUUCAACGAUGAAUUUUACCAGAGUUUAACCAACGAUAAUGACAACACCUUUGUUCUUCCUUAUUCGGAAAGUUGCAACAACAACUUGAACAAACUUAAUGUUUUAGAAAAUGUGAUGAAUUCAAACGAAUCACAAAAGAAGAAACCACCAAAUAAUUCCAUCAAUUCAACCACUUCAUCAAGGAAUUCCAUCAACUCACAAAACAAUUAUACAAAGAGGAAUCCGCCUAAUAAUUUAAUUAAUUCACGUAAAACUGUGAAUAUACAAAAGAUUUAA
This is a messenger RNA of Theileria annulata, 3576 nucleotides long. RefSeq lists its product as uncharacterized. The record is from RefSeq and is a predicted model, not a curated record. Bases 1 to 3576 code for a protein of 1191 amino acids. Gene Ontology annotation, biological process: protein phosphorylation. The transcript is spliced from 5 exons. Lineage: Eukaryota; Apicomplexa; Aconoidasida; Piroplasmida; Theileriidae. Gene Ontology annotation, molecular function: ATP binding; calcium ion binding; protein kinase activity.